This is a messenger RNA of Nycticebus coucang (slow loris), 1736 nucleotides long. It is a transcript of the gene LGALS8, whose product is annotated as galectin 8. The transcript has 11 exons. Gene Ontology annotation, molecular function: carbohydrate binding. The coding region runs from base 642 to 1691 and encodes 349 amino acids. The record is from RefSeq and is a predicted model, not a curated record. NCBI's taxonomy places the organism in Eukaryota, Metazoa, Chordata, Mammalia, Primates, Lorisidae.
CGGCACAGGCAGCCAGACCUGCCCGGGACACUCUGUCCUCUUCGCCGUCUCCCCGCAGCCAGGCGGUCGCGCGGUCCAGUCCCGGAGGCAGGAGGCCGAGCUGGACAGCGACCAGCCGCAGAGCCCUGCCAGGAGUCCCGCAGAGCCCCGAGGACGCCCGGGACACAGACGCGGGGCCGACGGCGGCGCCAGGGCGCGCGGUCCGGGAAAUGGACGAGGACUGACUCCCGUCACUUCCCGUAGCCGCUGCGUGCGCCGGGGCUGGAAACCCGGACGGCUCUUCGCGGGGGACAAACACCCUCCGGUUCGGAGCGUCUGCGGUCUGGUUUAGUGGCGGACCUCUGUUGUCCUCGCUGCCUCUACACAAGCUCUUUAAAAUGCCGAGUCAUUUGACUGCAGUAUUCAACAUUAGAAAACGCAAGUCAUCCGACUGCCUUUGAUCGUCGGUAAAACAAGUGAUGGCUUCUUGUGAGGUGUCAGAAAUAUUCCUGGCCGGUCCCGAUGGAUACGCGAGGAUUGCCUGGUCCAAUGGCGAGUGCUUCAGUUUCAAUCUAGGUAAUCUUUAAGUGAAACUUGCUUAAAAUCUUAAAUCAUACACAGAAGAGAGACACCAGUCAACAAAAUCAACGAGGUGGAAAAGAAUGUUGUCCUUAAAUAACCUACAGAAUAUCAUCUAUAACCCGGUAAUCCCCUAUGUUGGCACCAUUCCUGAGCAGUUGGAGCCUGGAACUUUGAUUGUAAUACGUGGGCAUGUUCCUAGUGACAUGGACAGGUUCCAGGUGGAUCUGCAGUGCGGCAGCAGUGUGAAACCCCGAGCUGAUGUGGCCUUUCAUUUCAAUCCUCGUUUCAAAAGGUCCAACUGCAUUGUUUGCAAUACCCUGAAAAAUGAGAAAUGGGGAUGGGAAGAGAUCACCUAUGACAUGCCUUUCAGAAAGGAAAAAUCUUUUGAAAUUGUGAUUAUGGUCUUGAAGGACAAAUUCCAGGUGGCUGUAAAUGGAAAACACAUUCUGCUGUAUGCCCACAGGAUCAGCCUGGAGAAAAUAGACACUCUGGGCAUUUAUGGCAAAGUGAACAUUCACUCAGUUGGUUUCAGCUUCAGCUCGGAUUUACAGAGUACCCAACCAUCUGCUGUGGAACUGACGGCGAUGAGUAAAGAAAAUCCUAGUACUAGAGAAGGAGACUUAUUUAAAAUCAUGCCCAGAACUGUCUGCACCAAGAACAAAGAUGCAGCUGUCAGCCACAGUUUGACUUGCACCAAAAUCCUACCUACCAACUGUUUGACAAAGACCCUGCCAUUCAUCGCAAGGUUAAACUCUCCUAUGGGCCCUGGACGAACUGUUGUCAUUAAAGGAGAAGUGAACACAACUGCCAAGGGGUUUAAUGUGGAUCUACUAGUGGGAAAAUCAAAGGAUAUUGCUCUACACUUGAACCCACGCCUGAAUAGCAAAGCAUUUGUAAGAAAUUCUUUUCUUCAGGAGUCCUGGGGAGAAGAAGAGAGAAAUAUUACCUGUUUCCCAUUUAGUCCCGGGAUGUACUUUGAGAUGAUAAUUUAUUGUGAUGUUAGGGAAUUCAAGGUUGCGAUAAAUGGCGUACACAGCCUGGAAUACAAGCACAGGUUUAAAGAGCUCAGCAGUAUCGACAUGCUGGAAAUUAACGGGGAUAUCCGCUUACUGGAAGUAAGGAGCUGGUAGCCCACGUGACUGCUACAAAACCUGAAAUACACAAUGGCUUCUGUG